AUGCGUCACGACGUUAGUCGAAUCCCCACGCUCCAGUGAUUCAUGAGAAUCAUUCGCUUCCACUUUGUUUGGAAAGUGCAAGUUUUUCUCGUCCACCACCAUUCGUGGAAUUGUGUAUGUGUGUUUUUUAUUACAUAUGAUGGGAAUCGUUUCGGGGAAUGCUGCUCAGAGCAGGGCCAUUAGAUGGAUCUUCUGGUGCUUGGAGAGCGUGAUAGAGUUUCGGAGUUGUUUUAGAGAUGGGCUUCGAGUGGGAUAUCAUGUACAAGGUUUUUGAGGUUUCUGGAUUCGUUGCUGCAGUGUAGGAUCGUUUGAAGAGGUGGUUGUGAGUUGGGAGGAGUUCACAAUUGUGUUGUGAGGAUCGGGUGUGCUGUUGGUUUUUUUUUGAUUGUGGGUCUUAUCGUGUUUUUUUUUUCCCCUUUUUUUGUAUAUUUGUUUAUUUUUUUGUUUGUGUUUUUUUGUUUUUUUGAGGGUGGGUUUAUUUUGGAGUUUUGGGAUCGCCUCCGCAGAGUUGUGUUUUUAUGCCAGACUACCAGCCUUACCCUUCGCUAGCCAUGCGGAGGCAGCCGAGGCCGUUGUCGGAUGAGGAGGCCAGGCGGACUCGCACUAUUCGGUCCGACUUGGAGCCUGCGCCUCAGCCGCGGCCCGCCUUCACGUAUCUCGCUGUCUUUCUGUUGUGCGGGUUCGUGGCGCUGCAAAUGUACCCCUCCACGCAUUGGCGCCACCCUCAAGACAAACUGAAGAGGUGGAUCCGGCAUGAGAACCCGAAGACUGUCCCAGCCUCUGGGUCAGAUUCCUUCCACAGCAGCUCGGAUGAGGUGCAAGCACAGCAGGCGCAGGACUUAGCCUCGCAAGAGGCUGAUUCCAAUACUCUCGAUGAUGAGAAGCACGACAACAAUACUUUAGCUUUCCUAAAGAAAGCAGGCGAGCAGGUUGUGCACAUCUUUGUGAGCACCGAUGGAACUGACUUUCGGCCUCUCGCUGUGCUCGUGAAUUCCUCCAUCUCCAAUGCUGUGAACCCAGAACGUCUGCAUUUUCAUCUAGUACUGCCCCCAAGCCUUCGCCUCAGAGCAAAACAUUUGGCCGCUUUCUUUCAAAAGACCAAGAUCGAAAUAGUGGGUGACACUAUUGACUUCGAAGACAUGAAGAAACAUAUGACGUUCUGGAAUAACAGUGAGGCAGAACCGGAGCCACAGAGCAUGUACAGCUUCGUUCCUUUUCUAUUGCCUCAAUACUUCAAAGAUGUUGGCAGACUCAUUUACCUCGAUGCUGAUGUAGUAGUUAAGGGUAAUAUCGAGGAGCUAAUGCACAUUGAUCUCGAAAAUAAGGCAAUAGCCGCAGUGGAAGACUGUUCUCAAAAGCUUGAGACUUACUUUGAUUUGGACCGAUUAGCAAAGAUCCAGGCUCGACCUGAGAAGCCUGCUUGGGUUCCGGCUGAGCCCAUCAAUCCCAACGCUUGUGGGCUCAACGAAGGUGUGCUUGUGAUUGAUACCAACCCGUGGAAUAAGCAGCAGGUGACAAAGGCUAUUUUUUGGUGGAUGGACGAGUUUCGAAGCGCUGAUUCAGCACUCUACAAGCACGGGUUUUCGCAACCACUUUUCUUAUUGGCACUCUACGGAAGAUACAAGAAAUUAGACUCACCGUGGAACGUCCGUGGGCUUGGACGCAACGUGUUCAGUGAUCAUGAAAGAGAAUACUUGGAAAGGAAAUAUAACCACAAGCCCGACAGAAAGCCCUUCAUCUCUCUGGAUGCGGAUACUGCAAAGAUUUUGCACUACAAUGGCAAGUUUAAGCCGUGGAAACGGGUCAGGCCAGUUGGAGCAUCCGCAGACGUAGUCUCACGCUGUGGGUCGAAAGGGAUUGAGUGUGCUAAGCUCUGGUGGGAGUAUCUCGACCCUGUUACUGAUGCCAUUCUGAGGAACGACGAUGAUCUUUGAAUUGGCACUCAUAUAUGUCAGUAAUUGUACGACUAAACUUGGCUAAGAGUGUAGAUUAAUUCUGAGCUGAUUUUGUUGUAAGGAAGAUAGUACAUAUUUAGGAAGCCUGGAAUAUCUCGUCAUGGAUUUGUCUGAUGACGCCAGUAGCUUAGCCAUAGCUCCUAACACUUCUCAUUAGUAAAUUUCAUUUAUGGAAGAGGGAUGGUGACGACUUUCGAUUACAUAGGAAGACAUUGUGCGGAUUAUCGAGGGCGUAUUCUGUUUCUUGUGGCACACAGAACACAACUGCAGCUGUGUACCCGAGUCGCGUCAAAUGAGCUCUUCAGAGAGGUUGGCAAUAGAUUUGUAAUGUAGGUGAAAUAUGCAUGACGACUCCAUGCGAGAAUUUGGGUAAACUGUAGAAUAGAAAAACAUGUGCCCCAGCACUGAUUGUACUUGCUGCAGCCUCUGCAUCAGAUAACUGUCUAGAGAGCUGCAUGAAUUUCAGUCGAUACCCUCUGUACUAGGAAAAAAGAUUAAGAACAUGCAAUCAAGUAAAAGAAAUUCAAACUUA
Messenger RNA from Physcomitrium patens, 2487 nucleotides. Its product is annotated as putative galacturonosyltransferase-like 4. Gene Ontology annotation, cellular component: Golgi apparatus. Gene Ontology annotation, molecular function: glycosyltransferase activity. The record is from RefSeq and is a predicted model, not a curated record. NCBI's taxonomy places the organism in Eukaryota, Viridiplantae, Streptophyta, Bryopsida, Funariales, Funariaceae.